Onthophagus taurus is the source of this 532-nucleotide messenger RNA. It is a transcript of the gene Dad1, whose product is annotated as dolichyl-diphosphooligosaccharide--protein glycosyltransferase subunit. Gene Ontology annotation, cellular component: membrane; oligosaccharyltransferase complex. Gene Ontology annotation, biological process: protein N-linked glycosylation. The record is from RefSeq and is a predicted model, not a curated record. Lineage: Eukaryota; Metazoa; Arthropoda; Insecta; Coleoptera; Scarabaeidae.
AACUAAUUUCAUGAUUAUUGCGUGUCAAUCGAGUUGUCACCGGUGCCGUUGACUUUAUAGGUUAGAAACGCAAAAUUUAUAAGAAAUGGCUAAAGUAGGAGCUGUUUUGAAGAAAUUCUACACAGAAUACGCUACGAAAACGCCGAAAAAAUUAAAAAUUAUUGAUGCUUACCUUUUAUACAUAUUACUUACCGGGAUCGUUCAAUUCGUGUAUUGUCUGUUAGUGGGGACAUUUCCCUUCAAUUCCUUUUUGAGUGGUUUUAUUUCUAGCGUAAGCUGUUUUGUCUUAGCAGUUUGUCUUCGUUUACAAGUUAACCCAGAGAAUCGCAGUCAAUUUGUUGGAAUAAGCCCAGAAAGAGGAUUUGCUGAUUUUAUAUUUGCUCAUAUUGUGCUGCACCUUGUAGUUAUGAAUUUCAUUGGUUAAAAUGUUUUUGCAAUUACAAUAUUUUGAAUAAUAAUAAUUGAAGAUGUUAAAUUAAAUAAGAAUCUGUUUUUGUACACACUUUGGUUCAAUAAAGAAAACUUAAACCUU